AUGAGUCACGCGCUGAGCUCCGAAGAACUCGCCGAGUUCCGCGAGAUCUUCAACCUGGUGGAUCGGGACCGCGGUGGAUCCAUCACGAAAGUGGAGCUGGGCGAGUUGAUGGACACGCUCGGCAUCGAUACGUCCCCCGAAGAGAUCGACCUCAUGAUCAACGAAAUCGACCAGGACAGCAACGGCGAGAUCGACUUCGAUGAGUUCGUGGCGGUCAUGUCGAGGAAAGUGAACGCCACGUACACGGCAGAGCAAGUCAAAAGCGCGUUCAAAGCGUUCGAAGGCAACUCCUCCGCUCCAGGCUUCAUCAUGGCCGACAAGCUGCUCAUAGCGCUGACGACCUACGGCGCAGAUCGGAUCUCCCCAGACCAAGCCCAGGAGCUCAUCAGCCAGCUCGAGCCUGAUCAACACGGCAACAUCAACUACAUUGAAUAUGUGAACAUGAUGAUGUCGGAAUAG
Molecule: messenger RNA, 459 nt
Organism: Phytophthora sojae
Lineage: Eukaryota; Oomycota; Peronosporomycetes; Peronosporales; Peronosporaceae
Exons: 3
Coding region: 1-459 (152 amino acids)
Cellular component (GO): cytoplasm
Molecular function (GO): calcium ion binding
Source: RefSeq, a predicted model, not a curated record